GAAACACCAUUCUUCUCUGUGUUGAACACCGUCUCCCCUACUCCAUGUCAGAUUUCAACUCAACCGACUUCACCAACCCCUCCACCUUCAUCCUGCUGGGCAUUCCUGGUCUGGAGGAAGCCCAUGUCUGGAUGUCCAUCCCCUUCUGCACCAUAUACUCCAUUGCCACCUUGGGGAACUUCACCAUCCUGUUCAUUGUAAAGACGGAGCCGAGCCUCCAUGCGCCCAUGUACUAUUUCCUCUGCAUGCUGGCUGUCACCGACCUGGUCCUGUCUAUGUCCAUCCUACCCAAAAUGCUGAGCAUCUUCUGGUUCAAUUACAGGGAGAUCAAUUUCAGUGCCUGCCUCACCCAGAUGUACUUCAUUCUCAGCUUCACUGCGAUGCAAUCUGGGGUCCUUGUGGCCAUGGCUUUAGAUCGCUACGUGGCCAUCUGCGAUCCCCUGAGACAUUCCACCACCCUGACAAACUCUGUGGUGGCGAAAAUUGGCCUGGCCACGGUGCUGCGCGGUGCCAUGCUCGUACUGCCCAUUCCUGUCCUGGCGAGGAGUUGGCCAUAUUGCAGAACCAACAUCAUUUCCCACACGUACUGUGAGCACAUGGCUGUGGUGAAGCUGGCCUGUGCCGACAUCAGCGUCAGUAGUUACUACAGCCUCUCUGUGGCAUUCUUCGUGAUCAGUCUGGAUGUGUUUUUUAUCGCCAUGUCCUAUACCCAGAUCCUCAGGGCCAUCUUCAGUCUCCCAAGAAAGGAUGCCCGGCUCAAGACUUUUGGGACCUGCGGCUCCCACCUCUGUGUCAUCUUAUGCUCUUACAUCCCAGCUCUCUUCUCCUUCCUCACGCACCGGUUUGGGCACAAUGUGCCCCAGCAUUUACACAUUCUCAUGGCAAACAUGUACCUCUUGGUGCCUGCCAUGCUAAACCCCAUCAUCUAUGGGGUGAGGACUCAACAGAUCCGGGAUAGGCUACUCCAGCCCUUUACUCAUAAAGGGACCUAA
Molecule: messenger RNA, 992 nt
Organism: Malaclemys terrapin pileata
Lineage: Eukaryota; Metazoa; Chordata; Testudines; Emydidae
Product: olfactory receptor 52E4-like
Exons: 1
Coding region: 45-992 (315 amino acids)
Biological process (GO): G protein-coupled receptor signaling pathway
Cellular component (GO): membrane
Molecular function (GO): G protein-coupled receptor activity; olfactory receptor activity
Source: RefSeq, a predicted model, not a curated record